Messenger RNA from Neofelis nebulosa (Clouded leopard), 2593 nucleotides. RefSeq names its product spermatogenesis associated 2 (gene SPATA2). The record is from RefSeq and is a predicted model, not a curated record. Gene Ontology annotation, biological process: protein K63-linked deubiquitination; protein linear deubiquitination; regulation of necroptotic process. Gene Ontology annotation, cellular component: cytoplasm. The transcript has 3 exons. Bases 277 to 1839 code for a protein of 520 amino acids. Lineage: Eukaryota; Metazoa; Chordata; Mammalia; Carnivora; Felidae.
CCUGGCCUAGUGUUUCCGGGUCGCCGCUGGUCUCGGGGUACUGGCUUCGGUCCCUUGCAGCCGGCCGGAGCGGCGAGAGCCCAGCGGGGCCCGGCUCCGGCGGCGGUCGCGGCUCCUUCUGGAUACCCUCGGCCGGGGCGUCCUUGGCGGCAGUGCCGGCGCAUGCCCCUAGUCCAGGUGGGCAGCAUGUCAGUGCUUUUAGCGAUGUCACUGCCUCGAACCCAGAAGCCAUGGAGGAGAUAAGGUAGCCCCCCCCCCCCCCCGUCCCUGGAUCGGAUGGGGAAGCCCAGUUCAAUGGAUACAAAAUACAAGGAUGAUUUAUUUCGGAAGUACGUGCAGUUCCACGAGGGCAAAGUGGAUGCCACCCCCAGCAAGCAGCGGCCUGGCAACGAUGAGUACCUGCGGGUCGCAGCCUCGACCCUGCUCAGCCUGCACAAGGUGGAUCCCUUUUAUCGAUUCCGGCUGAUCCAGUUCUAUGAGGUGGUGGAGAGCUCCCUGCGCUCGCUGAGCUCCUCCAGCCUGCGGGCUUUGGCCUGCGCCUUCAGUGUGCUGGAAACGGUCGGUGUCAACCUCUUCCUCUACCCGUGGAAGAAGGAAUUCAGAAGCAUCAAGACCUACACGGGCCCCUUCGUUUAUUAUGUCAAGUCGUCAUUGCUGGAAGAGGACAUCCGAGCCAUCCUGCAUUACAUGGGCUACGUGCCCGAGUUAGGGACUGCGUACAAACUCAAAGAGCUUGUGGAGACCCUCCAGGUGAAGAUGGUCUCCUUUGAGCUCUUUCUGGCCAAGGUGGAGUGUGAGCAGAUGCUGGAAAUCCACUCACAAGUCAAGGACAAGGGCUACUCCGAGCUGGACGUGGUGAGCGAGCGCAAGAGCAGCGCGGAGGACGUGCGGGGCUGCUCGGAGGCCCUGCGGCGCCGGGCUGAGGGCCGGGAGCACCUGACGGCCUCCAUGGCCCGCGUGGCGCUGCAGAAGUCAGCCAGCGAGCGGGCGGCCAAGGACUACUACAAGCCACGGGUGACCAAGCCCUCGAGGUCGGUGGACGCCUAUGACAGCUACUGGGAGAGCCGGAAGCCGCCCCUGAAGGCCUCGCUGAGCCUGCGGAAGGAGCCGGUGGCCACAGAUGUGGGCGAUGGCCUCAAGGACGAGAUCGUCCGCCCGUCCCCCUCGCUCCUGGCCGUGUCCAGCUCCGCCCACGGAAGCCCGGAUGACCUGCCGCCCCCCUCGCCGAACAACGGUCUGGGCCCGCUGCGUGGCACGUACUUCUCCGCUCAGGAUGACGUGGAUCUGUACACGGACUCGGAGCCGAGGGCCGCGUCCCGGAGGCAGGACGCCCUGCGGCCGGACGUGUGGCUGCUCAGAAAUGAUGCCCACGCCCCCUACCACAAGCGCUCGACCCCUGCCAAAGAGUCCGCCCUGUCCAAGUGCCAAAACUGCGGUCUGUCCUGCAGCUCCUCCCUCUGCCAGCGCUGCGACGGCCUGCUUGCCGGUCCCCCGGCCCCCAGGCCCGGCGCCUUCCCCAGCAAGGCCUCUGCCCACGACAGCCUGGCCCACGGGUCGUCUCUGCGGGACAAGUACGCGGGCCAGACUCAGGGCCUCGACCGGCUGCCGCACCUCCACCCGAAACCCAAGCCCUCGGCCGCAGCCACCUCCCGCUGUGGCUUCUGUAACCGCCCGGGCGCGGCCAACACCUGCACCCAGUGUUCAAAAGUCUCCUGCGACACCUGCCUCGGCGCCUACCAUUAUGACCCCUGCUGCAAAAAGAGUGAGCUGCACAAGUUCAUGCCCAACAACCAGCUGAACUACAAGUCCACCCAGCUCUCCCAUCUCGUGUACAGAUAGACUCGACCUUGUACCCCCCCUGCUCCAAGGGCUACACCACCGACUUUCUGGGUUCCCCCAGGGAAGAAGUGUUCACGCAUUGAUCUCGGAAGCAGAGGCCUGCAUUUGACCGUGUAGGUGUCAGGGGAUCGUGGGGUUGCCCGCACCACGUGCGCGUUCACCUGGCGACCCAGAUAUUUCCUUUGAUGGCUGCUUUGUCACCUGACAAGGGAGAGGGUGGCACUUCCGUUCAGAUUCAUUUUUGCUAAUCUCUCCACUCCCUAUUCCAUUGUUUGUUUUUGAAGAAGAUUUCUGUCUCUGAGACUCUUGCCACCCCCACCCCUCCCACUGCAAAGCCAACUUGGACUGGGAAGGGCCCUCCAGGUCCCCUCCAAACGCCCACCUGGAGCGCCGAGCUAGAGGCCUGUUGGCUUGUGAAAUGAGCCCUCCUGCCACACCGGGCCUCUUCCAGUGGCUCAUCCCUUGGCCACCCCCUUCCCGGACACAAGGAUCCCCUCCUGGACUCCCCGCCCCUGACUUCCACCCGUUUGGGUUUCAAAGGUGGACUGAGUCCGGUAUUCACCGAACGGCAUCCUGUUGCCACCACAGCUCAGUUCAGCCUGUGGCGUUUGUGCACUUUGCUCCGACGCACUGAAGCGUGGACCUUCCACGGCAGGAUGGACUUCUCCCCCUUUCUGUUGUUUGCACAUGCUCCUCUUACUGUACUGUAAAUAGAUAUUUUUGAGAUUUAUUUUUAAAUAAAUAUUCAACUUGC